GAUGCUUUUGAAGAAGCUUAGGGAUGGUGGUACGGUAAUGGAUGAAUUGCGUUCGUGUAAUGAGAAGAUAAAGAGUAGAAAUAUGGAAUUAAUUCAGGAAAAUGAUAAAUUGAGACGAUAUAUUAAAAAUUUAGAAAAUAGCACAAAUAUUAGGUCUAUCGAGCCGUUAUGUAAUCCUGCUAGGUUGUGUAAUCGUUUCCCAACAGGAAGAACAUACGAUAAUCAAUUUUACGGUGGAUUAAUGUCAGAGGAAAAACUGGAUUUAUUCGGCUCGUGUAGAUAUCCACAUUCAUAUAGGCCUACUUCUAGUAUUUCGACACUUCCAAUGCCUUUAGGAGCUUCUAGUACCAUCAAUUCAGACUCUAAUGCUAUAAUUGGUCCUUCUGGACAAGGGGGUAUUUCUCAGCAUGGAAACACAUUAUCGGCUAAAAACGCGACUCCAGCACCGCGAUCUUCUACUUUACAGUCCCAAGGCGAAAGUCGCGGUACGUCUUCUAACCGUGGAGAUAAACGUACCACUAAUGAAACAGAUCCUGGUAGCGAAAGCUAUACUUCUACAACUGGUACAGGGAGUAAAGAUAAAAGAGAGAGGAGAAAGGAUCGAAAAGAUAAGAAUAGAAGAGAGAAAAUAAAAAAGAGUAAAGAUAAGAGGAGUAAAAGUAGAAAGAGUGGAAAGAGCGAAAAGACUAAAAGUAAAACUAAAAAGAGUAAAAGAAAUAAAAAGAAAUAG
This is a messenger RNA of Dimorphilus gyrociliatus, 730 nucleotides long. The record is from the annotation of a GenBank genome assembly. Lineage: Eukaryota; Metazoa; Annelida; Polychaeta; Dinophilidae.